AUGCACAUCACAGCUGCGUCCAUCUUGCAGAGAUACGACACAGCAUUACCGGUACUCCAGCCAGCCCCCUUGUUCAUAUCUCCAGCCAAGGAGCUGCCGUCAAGCCAACCGCAGCAUCUCUCGAACGGGCAACGUCCCGACGUGCAGUGCACGAAAGCUUCCAGCGAGCAAUCUCCUCCAACCUCUCGGACACAAGACCAGUCGGCCGUCCAGUCGUCCGAGCCAGAAGAAUCGUCAAGAGGCGUUGGUGCGAAGGCUGAGAAGCAGCCCAUGAACAAUGUUGAGACCAUCCCUUGUUCUUCGUUUCUGCCCAAAAUGGCACCUCAUGGUGGGAGUCCGUCCUUAUUUCUCGCCUCGCACAAGAACACUGGUGUCACUAUUCACAAAAGCUCAACGGCCCAAGUCGCAGUGCCACUGGUGGCUCCGUCCAGAGAGAAAUUGCACAGCAGCGCGGAAAGCAAAAUCAGGGCGUCUCAAGCACGACCGCCUCAGUCUCUUUUGGCUAAAACACCACAAUCAAACGGCAUUGUUGACCGACCGUCAGUACCUCAGCCUCGAGCAGAUGAUCUUACAUCCGGCAAAGUGCCAACACAACCGGCCGAGCGACGAAAAGGCUCGUCGUCGGAUGCAAACAAGGACCCUAAGGACGAAGCUGUCUCUCCUACUCCAGGCCCAGUGGCUCCUCACAGCAGACGCCGAGAACCCCCCAGGACCUUACCUACUCCAUCUCAGGAAGAGGUGAUUGGAUGCGCAUUGAUCGGCUCGUUUGGUCGUUUGGGGGUCGAGACGCAUCUAUGGGAGAAGAUCCUCAUGUCGUUCAAUCGCAUGGAUCGCAACGCACUGAUGGCCACCAAUUCCACAAUGUUCGAGCUCAUCAGCGACUUGAUGGUGAUCAUUACGACUCCACGAAACCAAGGAAAAGACGAUCAUCAUCGCCGGACCAUUGCCAUCGGUCGGCAGUUGGUCUCUUACCAUCCUACUACUGCCAUCCGUACGCCAGGUACAUACGUCGACGCAUUCGAGAAUUCGACGGCGAGGACUGUUCAGAUUUUCGGUUACAACUUCUGGACCUUUCGUGAGUUUCGAGAUGCUCUCUAUGCGGCAGCAACAGAGGCAUCCGCCAAAGUCGAGCGACUCGAGUUUGUCGGGUGCAUAUAUGUAGAUCAUGAGCUUCUUGGUCGGCUUCGAGACUUGUUCCCUUGGCUUCGUCAUGUCUCCAUCUUCAACUGUGCGCGGUUCGAUCUUCAAUGGGCUCUUGGGGCAAAGGCCAACGAGUUCGAUGACCUCCCCUUCGAGAUCGAUAUCGAUUUUGCUGAGCCGUCCCGCGACAAUGCGGCCCUACAUGAAUACAGUUCUCCAGGUGCUGUAGGAUGGACCGACGGCACUGUGUUCAAUGCUCUACUGCAGUGGCUUAUCACCGUCGAAGGUCGUCCUCUAGCGUGCCAUCAACCUAUGAUGCUCCACCACAUCUUCUUGAGGCUGAACAAACAGUACAUAGGACUGUUCCGAACCAAGGACUUGUUCGCCAUGAGGCUGGGUCGACAGCCCGCAUUCCCAAAGGACUUGAUCGCAGCAGUGUUAUGCGGAGACACUCGCGCAAAGACGCACUUGCAAUACAGCAUGCUGCGAUGGCAAAGUCCAACCAGAAACCUUUCUUCUAAAGAUUGUGCAGGACAUUUCAACGUCAAGCAGGAGAACUCGCUACCUUGUGGCCAUUGCAACAAUCUCUCGGACGAAGAGGUCAUCGAAGAAGACUCUCAGUUCUACACCAAGCAUAUAGCAAUGUUCUUCUCCAAGACAACUCGAGAUCGAAUCAGAAAGGAAGGUCCAGACGGAGAUCUUACGUGCUACCUUGGUGGUGGCAUGUUCGCUGCAGAACAGUUCCAAGACGACAUUACGACCGCUGCCAGAGACGACAUCACCUUCUCGUCCACUGCACUAAUCAGCAAAGUUCUGGAGAUGAAAAAGACUCAAGAUUCCCUGCCGAACCUCCAGAGACCGACACCAGACGGGCUCAAGGCCCUGAAGACAAUCCUGCAGCGUACAUCCGACCAGAAAGUGAAGAUCCUUGCGGGGAACUAUGCGUGGGACAGUCAGUUCGCUAGCCAUGUCGCCCUUUCGAAAUCCAGUUCGUCCGCUGCGGGCCUCGAGUUGUGGCGGUCUUACCUCGAAGCCAAGUCUCGAGCAUCGACAGCGCAGCCUCCUCGUACCAAAGAGUCCGCUGCAUCCACUACAAAAGCACCCUCUCAAUCGGCAACUAGACCGUCAGCUCUACCAACGACUAGAGCACCCAACGAACCGACGACCAAAGUAGCUGCCCACUCGACGACCAAAGCACCCAGCGAACCGACGACCAAAGCAGCUGCUCACUCGACGGCCAAAGUGUCUAACGAAUCGAAUACCAAUGCACCUGUCCACUCGACGACCAAAGAGUCAAUUAUGUCUACGACCGGAGGACCUACUCGUCAGCCGAAAGGCAAAGCACCAACUCCAUCGACGAACGACAUGAUACCCACCUUCAUUAUGAGCAAAGUCUCAACAAACCGGCCAACGAGCAGAUGCCCACCAAACACACAGAUUCAGGUACCAGGCUCAUCAUCAGCCAAAGAGCCAGCUGUGGAGACCACUGCCGAGGUUCUCCGUCUAGUGUGCGCAUUCAAUUUAACAGGCAACGGUCCAUGGAACCCCCGGUGCACUGCUCCAUGUGUCGAUGAGGCUUGCGACUCGAAGUACCACAUUUGCAAGACUUAUUGGUCCGGGGUGAAGAAGGAUGGGGACCAUACCGCCUGCAAGCAUGGGGGUGAAGGUGUCUUGCACUGGGAUAAUACCUGUAAAGCUCAAGUGAUCCAUAUACUCCCAAGCUGUGCAUUUGAGAUGCCAGACAAGACCAGCCAAGGGAUUAACUGCAAGGGAAACUGUCACUAUGGGCAUCAAAAGGACAGCACUGCUGCGGCGUUUCGAGUGAGGAAGAGCAAGUUCGCCGAAUUUCGCAGACGUCGAAUCUCAAAUUACAGAUCGUAG
Messenger RNA from Zasmidium cellare ATCC 36951, 3021 nucleotides. RefSeq lists its product as uncharacterized. The transcript has a single exon. NCBI's taxonomy places the organism in Eukaryota, Fungi, Ascomycota, Dothideomycetes, Mycosphaerellales, Mycosphaerellaceae. The coding region runs from base 1 to 3021 and encodes 1006 amino acids. The record is from RefSeq and is a predicted model, not a curated record.